Messenger RNA from Cyphomyrmex costatus, 798 nucleotides. RefSeq lists its product as uncharacterized. Lineage: Eukaryota; Metazoa; Arthropoda; Insecta; Hymenoptera; Formicidae. Bases 364 to 798 code for a protein of 144 amino acids. The record is from RefSeq and is a predicted model, not a curated record. The transcript has 4 exons.
UUCUCAGAUUUAAAACGACACUCACUGAAGAUAUAUAGGCAUAUAUAUACACACAUAUAUAAAAGUUAUAAAUUCUACCUAAAAGGAGUCCUCAAGGAAGCUCUUACCUUUCCUUGAGUGAGGGCGACUGUUACCAACGCCGAUUAACUUAGGCUGCUUUCCUUUUAGGAGACACAAAUCGACACAGUAUAACACACUCGAACACUGUUUGCCACACUUAAAUGGAACGCGAUAUGUGCAGUGUGUGUACCGUGUGUACGAACUUUUAGUACCUAACCAUAAAUAAAUUUUGAUCUUAACGGACACACAUAAGAUUCGAUUAUUAAAGAGUGAUUGAGGUGAUAUGAUGAUUUUCGAGUAAAGAUGAAUGCAGUAACGAAUAUUUUGAUGGAAAAUAGCAGUAGUAGUAGUAGUAGCAGCAGCAGUAGUAGCAGUAUUAGUAGUAAAUAUGAAUUUUCAUCUGAUGAUGAACAAAAUCAUGAUAUUCUGUUUCCAAUCCUACAAAUACUGCUAACUGGUUGUAGAAGGCAUCGCGUACAAAACUACAUCGAAGUUGUACAUAGUUGGACGGAUGCAGAAUUCAAAGAACAUUUAAGAUUGCAUCGUAAUGUUGCCAUAACAUUAAUUGAUAAACUUACAGAAAGUGGAAUUCUGCCAUCGCAUUUCUUUGGUCGACCAAAGAUAUCUGCAGAAUGGAGUUUAUUCAUCACAUUAUGGUUUCUAGCUAACACUGAACCGUAUCGCACUUUAUUGGAUAGAUUUAAUUUAGAUAAAAAAUUAGGAUUACAACUUUUUUGA